This is a messenger RNA of Vidua chalybeata, 2072 nucleotides long. It is a transcript of the gene SNRPA, whose product is annotated as small nuclear ribonucleoprotein polypeptide A. The transcript is spliced from 7 exons. Gene Ontology annotation, biological process: mRNA splicing, via spliceosome. The coding region runs from base 77 to 925 and encodes 282 amino acids. Lineage: Eukaryota; Metazoa; Chordata; Aves; Passeriformes; Viduidae. The record is from RefSeq and is a predicted model, not a curated record. Gene Ontology annotation, molecular function: U1 snRNA binding. Gene Ontology annotation, cellular component: U1 snRNP.
CACGCGGUGGAGGCGCCGGCGGCAGCAGCUCGUGAGGGGAGAACGGCUGAGGAGGGAGCUGAGAGGGGUCCAGGCCAUGGCGGUGCAGGACCCCCGGCCCAACCACACCAUCUACAUCAACAACCUGAAUGAGAAGAUCAAGAAGGAUGAGCUGAAGAAGUCCCUCUACGCCAUUUUCUCCCAGUUUGGGCAGAUUUUGGACAUUUUGGUGUCGCGAAGUCUCCGCAUGCGGGGCCAGGCCUUCGUCAUCUUCAAGGAGAUGAGCAGCGCCACCAACGCCCUGCGCUCCAUGCAGGGCUUCCCCUUCUACGACAAACCCAUGCGGAUCCAGUACGCCAAGACGGACUCAGACAUCAUCGCCAAGAUGAAGGGAACGUUCGUGGAGCGGGAGCGGGACCGGGACCGGGAACGCAAACGGGACAAGCGCAAAGCCAAGGGGGGAGAAGCCCCUGGCCCCAAAAAAAGCGGGGCCGGAGCGCAGGGGGCAGCACAGGGGGCAGUGCCCGGAAUGGCACCACUGGCACAGCCGCCCCGGAUGCUGCCGCACCUGGGGGGGCAACCACCCUACAUCCCCCCCCCGGGCAUGAUCCCAGCCCCAGGAAUGGCCCCGAAUCCAGGAAUCCCGCCGGGAAUGGCCCCACAGCCUGGAAUGGCCCCAAUCCCCACCCCCCAGCCCCUGUCGGAAAACCCUCCGAACCACAUCCUGUUCUUGACCAACCUCCCUGAGGAGACCAAUGAGCUGAUGCUCUCCAUGCUCUUCAACCAGUUCCCAGGGUUCAAGGAGGUGCGCCUGGUACCGGGGCGCCACGACAUCGCCUUCGUGGAGUUUGACACCGAGGUGCAGGCAGGUGCUGCCCGCGAGGCCCUGCAGGGCUUCAAGAUCACCCAGAGCAACGCUAUGAAGAUCUCCUUCGCCAAAAAGUGACCCAAAACACCCCCAACCCCACCAAAACACCUCCAACCCCCAAAAAAACGUGCCUGAAAUCCCCUGAAUUCCCAAAAAAAUGCCUCAAACCCACCCCUAAAUACCUGAAAACUGCCCCAAACCACCCCAAAUCCCUCCAAAACACCCCAAAAUCCCAUAGGUACACCAUAAAAUCCCUCAAAACCACCCCAGAGCACUCUAAAUCCCAUAAAAUUGCCCCCAAAACCCAUAAAAAUACUCCAAAAAUCCCAUAAAACUGCCCCAAAAAUGGUCCCGUCCCUGCUCCAAACCCCCCAUGUGCCCCCACUCCCCCAGGUAAGUUCAACUUGGCCCAAAUCUUCCUUUUUUUAACCCAAAUCCUCCUUUUUCCCACCCCUAAUCUUCUUUUUCCCACACCAAAUUAUUUGUUUUCCACCCCAAAUCCUGCUUUUUUACCCCAAAUCCUUUGUGCCUCCCAAAUCAUCUCCCACCCCAAGUAUCUGUUUCCCACCCCAAAUCCUUCCCUGCCCACCCUAAAUCCCUUUUUCCCACCCAAAAUAUCCUUUUUCAACCACAAAUCCUCUUUUCCCAUCCCAAAUGCUUCCUUGCCCACCAUAAAUCCCCUUUUCCCACCCAAAAUCUUUCCCCAUUCUAAAUCCCUCAAUUCCCACCCUGAUACCCCUUUUCCCCUCCCCACCCUAAAUCCCCUUCCCCCACCCAAAACCCCUUUUUCCACCCCAAAUCUUUUUUCAGCUUAACUCCUUCUUUUUCCACCCCAAAUCCCCUUUUUCCCACCCAAAGUCCUUUUCCAUCCCCUUUUCCCACUGCAAUUCUGACCCCAAAUCUUCAAUCCCCACCCUAAAUCCCCUUUUCUCACCCAAAUCUUCUUUUUUUACAUCCCAAAUCCUUCUUCUUUCACCCCAAAAUCUCCUUUAUCCAUCUUAAAUCCUAUUCUUUCCUCCCUAAAUCUCCUCACCUGCAAUCCUUCUUCUUUCAUUCCAAAUCCCCUUCUUUCACACUGGAUCCCCACCCCAAAUCCACUUUCUCAGCCCGCCAGGGGUUUUGUGGUUCCCAAGGGAUGUUUGGGAUCUUUCCCAGCAUUGUACCCAGGGUCUCUCUGUAGACAUUGCACCUGGAGCCUUCCCAAAUAAACCCCACUGUAUCCCCA